AGGACUGAGCGGGGGGAGAGACACCUGCUGGUCAAAAGCCUCCGCUGCCGCUGAUGAGACUGAAGAAGCUGGCAACACGCGCGCGCGCGCGCGUACGCUUGGACGGCGGAGUGAUUCGUCUUUCGUACUUGACUUCACACUUGAAGUGAAUUGAGACCCAUUCGGAACCGCCCAUUGAGGAGUUAGCGAAUAAAAUGGGGAUGUUUUCCGUCCAAACUAAAGUCACGGAGCAAACGCCGCUUCUCCAGCUAGCUAGCUAGCUAGCUUCAGCCGUUAGCUGCGGCAGCAGCAACAACGCGCAGACGGAGACGCGGGCAGAACACACGCGACAACACGUGCACCGACUGUGACGCGGGGGAGCAGGGCAGAGCACGGCGUUCGACGUCACUCACCGCCUCUCUCUCGGUCAAGUCUGCAGUGUUUGGACUGUAGCUUCCCUUCCUAUUUAAACAACCAGACAAUCGAGGAAAACAAGUCGAUAACACACUGACGGCAGAGAAGAGUAUGGCUUUACUUUGAUGGAAUAUUCCCCAAAGUUGGCUCGUCACAAACGCCUUCAAUAGGUCGCUGUCGCCCCCCAGUGGUGUAAAGCGCCGUCCUCGGGGUUCGAUUAAUCUCGCCUGCGCACCUCCACCUGCUCCGCCAUGUCCUCCAUCAGAGAGAGAGCUGCGGCGCUCAACCUCGCCGAGAAACUCCGCGCUCGACCUCAGCCCCCAGGCGCGGCCGUGAGCUCCGUGCGCUUCACCUGCCUGUGGAACGAGCUGCUGUCUCACCUGAGGACUUCUCUCACCGCCAAACGCCAUCGAGUCUUGCUCAGGUCCCACAGCGACUGCUUCCCGGGGUCAGAGGUCAUGGACGAGGUGGUGUCGCACGUGGCCAGAGAGUUUCAAGGAGCGGCGCUCCCUCGUGAAGCGCUGGCCUGUGUGUGUCAGGCUCUGCUGGACUGUCGCGUCUUGGAGUCCGUCACCACCAAAGUGUUUGGCAGAGACAAGAAGGUUUUCCAGGACAGCAAGUCAGCGCUGUACAGGUUCCUGGGGGAUCACGCUCUGUCGGUGGACAGUCUGGAUGGAGGGCUUCUGGAGGUCCAGAAGCUCUUCAGGACGCUUUCAGCUGGGAGGUCACGCGACGAGUCCUGCGCGCAGGUCCGUGCCCCUCAAGUGUCCCCUGAAGUCCCCCUGCAGGACACCCUGGUGGAGAGUCGGAGUCCAGGCAGUCUGUCCGAGUCCUGUGUUGGGAACACGGCGCCUCCGUCCGGAGACACGUCCCCACUCGUGACUCGGAGGACCGAACAGGUCUCCCUCUCCUCAGUGGCAGAGGAGACCUGGCAGGAGCAGACUCUGCUGCGGCUGCUGAGCCUGGUGGAGCUCCCCCUGUUGGAGGGGGUGCUGCAGUGCACCCAGGCCUCAGGCCCCUCCUCCGUCUGGCAGAGGAACCCUGAGGUGGUGCCCGGCGGCAGCGCUCUGGACCGACGGGUCCUCCAGGCCUUCAGGGAGUCCCAGGCCGACGCCUGGCUGUGUGCGGCGCUGGACCUGCUGGACUUCCUCCCCGACCACAGCGUGGCCAAGCUGAGUGCAGCGCUGCCGUCAUGCUUCCCUCCAGAGGAGCGCGAUGGCUCCGCCCACCUAGCUCACUGUAAGACGCUGGUCUUCGGGCUCCUGGUCAGACACUACGACGGCGUCAAGCGAGCGCCGCUGCUGCCGCGCCUCAUGGCCGACGUCUACGCAGCCAUCACCGACCUGCUGGUGAAGGCCAAGCCGGACUCUGCGCUGGAAGCUCUGCAGCUGUGUCUGAAGCUGCUGCCACCUGGCUGCAGGGAGGAGCUGCGCAGGCUGCUGACCUUCAUGGCCCUGGCCGCCGAUGCUGGAGAGGUCCGACUGGACAAGGAGGUGGAGAACAGACUGACGGUGAAGCGAUGUUUCUCCAGAGCCAUUCUUCACAGCGGCAGUCUGUCCAGAGAGAAGGAGGAGCUGAUGGUGAUGUUCAUGCUCAGCAACAUCCAGGACAUCUUCAAGGUCCCCGCAGAGCUGCACAAACAGGUGAGCGACAAACUGCAGGACGUCGUCCGGGAGAAGCAGCCGCGUCCCGCUGGCUCAGACAAGACCUACGUGGACUCCACCCGGCGGGAACUCUGGGCUCUGCUCAGCAGCAUCCACCGGGACACCUCCAGGUCCAGCAAGGAGAGGAAGCGGCUGCUGGGGAGCUUCCGCCAGGCGCACCCCGAGCUCUUCAGCCAGUACUUUGGGGACGCAGCGUCUGGGCUCCUCUAGAGUCAGUGAGCAGCUCCACUCCUGGUGUUUCUGCAUCCCCGAGCUGAACUGCUCAACUGGCUGGCCGUG
Synchiropus splendidus (mandarinfish) is the source of this 2336-nucleotide messenger RNA. RefSeq names its product DEP domain-containing protein 7-like. NCBI's taxonomy places the organism in Eukaryota, Metazoa, Chordata, Actinopteri, Syngnathiformes, Callionymidae. The coding region runs from base 645 to 2267 and encodes 540 amino acids. The transcript is spliced from 11 exons. The record is from RefSeq and is a predicted model, not a curated record. Gene Ontology annotation, biological process: intracellular signal transduction.